AUGACCCAACCGAAGACGCACUUCGACCUCCCCGAUCCACGCAGCAGCUACACCUCCUCGAUACCCCUUGUCCCCGGCAGCACGUCUUCGGGCCAGCAUGCAGCGCCGAUGGGUCCUCCGACGACCUAUCCAGCGCCUCCCGGCCUCUCACCUCGUUCGUCGCCGCCCAUCCCGCGCAUCUCGCCUCGCCCAGAGCGCCCAGACGUUCCCGUGACGCCUCAACUCGGCUCGACGCCCAACAUGACCGACACAGCGACAUUCGUUACGAGCAGCCUCGCUCCUCCCGAACCGCAGCCACCACGCCCUCGUCGACCUUCGAGACCGAACGAAGCCCUCAUGUUUAACUCGCCUGUCCCGCUCCUUCCCGCAUUCGUUCCCUCCAGCGAGCCCUCCCCGCCAAGUGAGAGUGAUCUCUCCCCCGGCGCACUCGAGUUCCCGGCCCCGCCUCUGCCGCCCACAGCUACCGCCCCAACUUCGCCUCGCCCCGCAUCCGCCUUCUCCCGCUUCUCCUCAUCCUAUCGCAAACCAGUCCCCAAGUUCAUCCCGACACCGCCGCGUCAGGCGUCGCUGUCUGUCUCGUCUGCGCGGGCGCACGGCGAGGAACUGGACGAGGGAGGGAGUGCAGGUCGUCUGAGCGUUGGCGGGUUCGAGGCGCUCUUACAGCGUCCUGGGGCGACCGAAGGGCGACUUGGCGAGGUGGCGGACGAGGAGGAAGGACAAAUCAUUUGGUCUCCGCGGAUCCAUCUCGGGCUUGACCCGGAAGGUGUCGAGGCGAGGGAGGAACGGCGCAAGUGGGAAGAGCAGCGCAAGGUGUCGGCUGCAUCGGGUAGUGCAGGCCUCGGCGUCUUCGAGACGGCUGGCGAGGCGGACCUGGGUGACCCAGCUGGCUUUGUUCAGGCGACAGACAGACUCGCACCUCCGCCUCCGCAGACGAACCCCGACUUCCUCAUCUCGCCUCGCGGCUCCCGUCGUCGUGUUCGCGGCGUCACCACUUUCGAGCCGGCUCACGCUUCGCAGGGCGACCCAGGCUUCCCGCGAACUCCGCCUCGAACCGCCACGCCAGGCGCGCGACGCUAUGUCACGCCUCGCUCGGCUCGCUCGAAGCGCUCGCGCAUGACGAGCUACGAGCCGCAGUAUGGCGAGGAAGACGACGUGGAUUUGGACGAGGUGGACGAGGGACCGAAGUUGCGGCGGGGGAGUAUGAGGUUGAGCGAGUUGGACAGCGUGGUGGACUAUGGCGAGGGCUCUGAGGGUGGCGAGAUGAUGGCGCCGACAGCGCCGUCUCCGACUCGCCGACCAUCACUCUUCAGCUUGCGUAAGAAGUCCAAGUCGGCGCGAGGUCCCGCUCCGCCUGUCCCUCCCUCUCACGCUCGCGGUCGCAGCGCGCCCGGCACGUUCGAAGUUGUCGUCCACGACUCGGAUAGCGAUGUCGACGCGCGACUGCAUCAGCCAGACGACGGUGACUGGGAAAAGGCCAGGCGGGAGACGACUUGUCGACCGGAACGGAUGGACUGGUCGAUGGUCGAGUAUGGCGGCUGGUUCCCGCGUCUCCUCCAUCUGCUCUACCCCUUCGCCAUCUUCGCCCACGUCCCCGUCACCCUCUUCCUCGACUACAACCUGAUCUACAUCCUCGCUCAACUGGCGCUGUACCCCUCCGUUCCGCCAACGCAGAACCUAUCCGCCCGUGCGCUCGUGGACGUCCCGACAAUCCAGCCCAGCACGGGAUGGUGGGUCGCACUCGCCGUCUACUCGACUUGCACCUUCAUCUGGUUCUUCGGCGUCUUCAUCUGGAGGGACUUGCUGUGCGGGUUCUUCGCGAGGUGGCGAGGCGUCGGAGCGGGCGGGAAGAACGUCGAGAUAGAGCGGAUCUACCAGGGCGCAGCGUCGUACAACCUCGCCUGUCUGCGCUCCUACGGCGUCUUCUCCUUCCUCUGGCGAGUCCGCCUCGCCGGACUCUUUCCUCGAACGGCUCUUGGUCGCUCGGUCGACGGACCCAGUCGCCUCGACGGCAUCAAGGAAAGUUGUCAAUGGUACCGCCAGAACUGGCCGACUGUUUUGCUUCUCCUCCCGCGUGCGGGUCUCACCUGCGCCGUCAUCCUCCUGUACAACACGACCGCGUACGGACCAACGGCGGCGGCGGUAGCGACCAGUCGCGACUCGGCCUACUUCGCCACCGACGGGACGCUCUCGCCCUUCGCCUUUGGCGUCCUCAUGACGAACGCAGUGUGGGCCGCCUGGCGGCUAGUGCUCGUCGUUGCAGCGGCGGUCGGGCUUUGGCUGCUUGAGUCGUCCUGCCUGAAGCGCCGCACUGCAGCAUCCUCGGCAUUCAUUCAUCCCUCGCGCGAACACCUCGCCAUCGCCCUUCCAGACUCUCCCGUCGUCGGCCGGACCGACCACGCGCGUUCUUCGUCCUCGCGUCGCCCCUCCGCACCGUUCUCCGACUGGCGCACCCGUCGACAGCGCCGAAUCCGAUGCGCUAUCCUCGCCUGCCUCGGAUCGACGCCUUUGAGCAUGGCGUCGACAACCUUCUCGCCCUUCCUCGCCAAGUCGCCCUACGUUCUCGGCUACUCGUCGUCCGCGUACCCCGACGAGAAGAAGGAGACCGUCUACGACGACCAGGUGCACGAGCAGGUUCCGGCCGGCCGCAAGAGUGCGCGCCCUAGCGCGGAGGAGCAGCGACCCGACUUUGCUGUCCAAGCAAUCGAUCGGGAACAGCCGCGCGAGAGUGCAGCACAGCGGUAUGCUGCCGCUGCGUCGCAACCUCGCAAUUUCUGGUCGUCCGCCUCGAACUACGUCGUGCCGCACCCGAAGACGAAGCUCUCGCCUAUCAUCUCCCUCUCGCCAGCCACUCCGUCUCCGCCGCGCUUCGAGGCGCAGACGAGCGGCAUCGACGGUCGCAGGGCGUCGACGUUGACGGCAGCACCACGUGCCGGAGCUGUCGGCGGAACGAACCUACAUCGGCGCGUGCGGUCGUUGCCACUCGAGCAGGAGCACCUGUCACCGUUGCCGCACCACGAGGUUCAGUUCUCGCCGAGGCCGCUGCCCACUGUCAAAACGCUGCUUGCGCAGGGUCAGCGGAACGACAGACCCAACGAGCAGUACUCGCGACCACAGCUCGUCUCGCAGUUCUCGGCGAUCAGCGAGAGGCCGUCCUCGAGCAGGUCGGUGCCACUCGGCGAGGUCGACGCCAAUGCCAUCCGCCGCGACUCCUCCACCUCGUCCUUCGCUUCGCCCAUGCCCUCAUACUUUCCGCACCGCCCGUCUGCGUCUCACCAACCCGGCAACGGCAACCGCAUUCCCUCGGACGAGAACCGCUCCGCCCUCCUCCAGACGCACCUCGCGCGCGGAGCGGCAGAGCGACAGCGUCUCUCGACUCGCCUGCUCGACGAGGUGGAUCGAAUUCAGGACGAAGAGGCGCUCUUGCGAGAGGAAACGCUUCGCCAGGGCGGCCUACAUCGCAACUCGCAGCUCUCGAGUACCGAGGGCGGCGACAGCUUCGAGACGGCGCAGGCGGGACCUUCGAGUGACAUCGCCGGCGACGCGCGACGCGGAAGCGCGCUAUCGACGGUGACGGCUUCGUCAGCGAUAUCGCAGCCAACCAGCGUCGGAGGCAGAUCCGAGUCGUCGACUUUGCGAGGAGCUGUCAGGACGCCCGAGCCGGCGUAUCGUCUUCGCUCGACGACCCCGUUAGGUGCGCCUGCCGACGAGCCCGAUGUGAGGCGACGAAGUACCGCUGCGACAGAGGAGGCGAGUGUCGAGGAUGAGUCUCGUCUCGAGCCGUUCCGACUUUCGCACCGGUCGAACGCGGACACGCUCUCGCUCUCGGCGUAUGGCUCGCCGCGACUCGAGCAGGGAGAGGGGACGUCUUGGCAGGGGAUUGAGGACGAGCGGGAACAAGAGGAACCGAUGCGGGUCGAGACGGCGGAGCGGGCAGACGAAGCGAAGUAA
This is a messenger RNA of Rhodotorula toruloides NP11, 3948 nucleotides long. RefSeq lists its product as uncharacterized. The transcript has 3 exons. NCBI's taxonomy places the organism in Eukaryota, Fungi, Basidiomycota, Microbotryomycetes, Sporidiobolales, Sporidiobolaceae. The record is from RefSeq and is a predicted model, not a curated record. Bases 1 to 3948 code for a protein of 1315 amino acids.